AUGUGGGCCGAACUGAUGGACGGAGCCGAGUUGCUGGGCGAUGGCUCGGACAUCUUGGCGCAUUCAGGCUGCACUUCUCCCCCCCCUCAGCGUCCCUCCACCCCCUCUGGGCAUCUCAAGGGCCGUCUAUCCCACUUCAUCGCAUCAGGCCACAGAGACAGCUCUUCCUCGCCUUCCCCAUCAAUUCCCAAGCUGGCCGCAGCUUCUGCAUCGUCUCCUGCAUCCUCGGCCAGUCAGCAGCUGCCCGACAAUGCCAGCACUGACAAUCGCUUAUCCUGCUGUCUUCAAGUCUGUCAACCCUGGGCCUGUCAAAUUAAUGUCACAGUAAACAGCCAGGGAGGGAGUGUCGAAGAGGUGAUAGGGAUGGAGUGA
Molecule: messenger RNA, 372 nt
Organism: Knipowitschia caucasica
Lineage: Eukaryota; Metazoa; Chordata; Actinopteri; Gobiiformes; Gobiidae
Source: the annotation of a GenBank genome assembly